AUGCCUGAACUUGAGGAAGUAAGCUACUCACGCGAGGAGUGCAUAGCGGCAAUUCGUGAUUAUUACACCUUCCUUACCAAGAUGUAUCUCAAAGAAGAAGAUGUGCUGCACUCUCCAGAGGGUGGCUGGCCUUCUAUCACGCCGGAAACCAUGGCAGGGCUCGACAAAUCGGACGAGGUUAUCUCCCUUCUCCGUCACCUGCCCUACCUACGCAGACGUUACGACGAGAAUGAUCCACAAGGAGCUGCAUACUGCUGUUUUGCGAAUUGGCAAACGGACUGCUACUUUGUGGAGCACGGGCAGGCAACGAAUGAAGAGUUUAAACUUGUGACAGAGGGCGCCGAUAUCUACGAAGACGUCCCUCCCCACGUCAUCAGCCUCACGUCAGGCGGCCUCAACUGCCCCUCCUUUCUGCUCGACACGGAACUAGGCAUCGUGUAUUGGCGCGAUUGCCCAGGAGAGAUCCGUACAAAGGCCACACACGAGCAAGUCUGGGACGACCCCUAUGAAUGGGCGCCAGAGAAUGAGGCGGAAUGGCGUGGUGACGCCGCCCACUGGGCCGUGAAAGAUUCCUUCGAGACUCUCAAGGACCAGUUCAUCACAUUGAGCUUCAUCCCGACAGAUUCAGAAACCGUUCGCGACAUAUACACCGUGGCUGUACGCAAUCUACCCUGUGACGGCUGGAUAGAAAGGGUGCAGGCCAUAUAUCGCAAUCACGGCUGGCCUGACCUGGAGAAAUUUCGCAAGGAAGAGUGCUUGAAGGUUAUAAAGACAGCACUUAGAGAAGAGUUCCCGCAGCUCUAG
This is a messenger RNA of Colletotrichum graminicola M1.001, 804 nucleotides long. RefSeq lists its product as uncharacterized. Lineage: Eukaryota; Fungi; Ascomycota; Sordariomycetes; Glomerellales; Glomerellaceae. The transcript has a single exon. The record is from RefSeq and is a predicted model, not a curated record. The coding region runs from base 1 to 804 and encodes 267 amino acids.